AUGUCGAAGUCUUUGGCUUGUAAAACCAUUCAUGUGUCACCUGCAUUGGGGCAGUACAACCCCGAUUCUGUGGAGGUGAUCAUGAGCCAAAACGGCUGUGUUCCAAAUGAUCAAAGCCAGAUUUUUGGCACUGAGCUCAACCUGAUGGAGAUGACAGAAGGGGAGUACACCCACCUUCAGCACAUCAUCCAGUCACACAUGGAGGCACAGGCGGCUGGUCCAGAGGGAUCUGGAGAUGCCCGGUUCAACACUACCGUAUUCACUGUGGAAAGCCCCGCACCCCAACCUACGACCACAAACUGCGAAGCAGAAUACCCAGCAAAGUCUCCACCGAACACUCCACCUGAUGUCAUAUCAACUUCAACUGAUGAGCAGCAGUACAUUUUCAGCGACUUGAACCAGGGUGGACAGGUUGACAUCAAGGAAAUUUAA
Messenger RNA from Coregonus sp. 'balchen', 432 nucleotides. The record is from the annotation of a GenBank genome assembly. NCBI's taxonomy places the organism in Eukaryota, Metazoa, Chordata, Actinopteri, Salmoniformes, Salmonidae.